UACUUUAUCGAUAAUUUCGCGGUCACACUGCCGCCGUGAUAAUUCUUUAAGUAAUUUGCAAAACAAUUGGCUACUAAGGGCAACUACACUACAAUACGCAAUCAUGGCCCUUCGCUUGACACAGAGACUGCUGCAGACGCAGACGCCGUUCCUGACACGCGGCUAUCCCAUGCUGGUGACCAAGGAAAAGAGCGAGGAUGUAGCCCACACCAAGUCGUCGCUGCAGAAGAAAGUUACGCGUACAGAUAUCCCGUCGGCGCAGUACGGUGGUCGUCAUGCUGUCACCAUGCUACCUGGCGGUGGAAUCGGCCCGGAGCUAAUGACAUAUGUAAGAGAAAUUUUUAGCUACUGCGGCGCUCCAAUCGAUUUCGAGGUGAUUGAAAUUGAUCCCUCUACCGAGGGUAAUGAUGAUCUGGACUAUGCCAUCACUUCGAUCAAGCGCAACGGUGUGGCACUCAAGGGAAACAUUGAGACCAAGUCGCAGGAGCUGUCCGAGGUUUCGCGCAACGUGGCCAUCCGUAAUGAGCUGGAUCUCUAUGUGAACGUUGUGCACUGCAAGUCGUAUCCUGGUAUUCCGGCGCGCCACCAGGACAUUGACGUUGUUCUGAUCCGUCAGAACACCGAUGGUGAGUAUGCCAUGCUGGAGCACGAGUCGGUGCCCGGCAUUGUUGAGAGCAUGAAGGUGGUCACCGUCGAGAAUGCAGAGCGUGUGGCCCGCUAUGCCUUCGAGUAUGCGCGUCAGAACAACCGCAAGAAGGUCACCACCAUCCACAAGGCCAACAUCAUGAAGCUGUCCGAUGGCCUCUUCCUGGAGUGUGCCAAGCGUGUGCACAAGGACUAUCCCGAGCUGGAGCACGAGAACAUGAUCAUCGACAACACCUGCAUGCAAGCCGUCUCCAAGCCCCACCAGUUCGAUGUGAUGAACAUGACCAACUUGUAUGGCACCAUUGUGUCCAAUGUACUGUGCGGUUUGAUGGGGGGAGCUGGCCUCAUUUCCGGCCGCAACUACGGCGAUCAUUACGCAGUCUUUGAGCCGGGCACCCGCAACACAGGCACUGCCAUUGCUGGCAAGAAUAUUGCCAAUCCCGUGGCCAUGAUUAAUGCCAGCAUUGAUAUGUUGAAUCAUCUAGGCCACAAGGAGCAUGCCAAUGUCAUCUAUGAGGCCACCUACCAGACCAUUGUCAAUGAUGCCAUCCGCACACCAGAUCUGGGCGGUAACCACUCCAGUACCGAUGUUGUUGAGAAUAUACUGAAAAUCUUGAGCGCCAAGCGCGUGAAUUGGCCACAUGGAAACUAUUUCAACCAAUUAUAGGCACUAUCGCACUACCGAAACUCAACCUAAACCCAACCCAAAACAAAAAAACUAAACAAAGCAAAGCAAAAUUAAAUUAACACUGAACUAAGCCAAUUUAAGAGAACUGUUAUAAGAGGCAUCUUUUACCCCUAAGCCAAUGCAUAUUCAGCGUCUAAUGUGAAGCCCCACCCAACCAAACCCCGAAAGAUUCAGUUGAAUUUAUGUUUGAGGUCAAAUUGUCUCCGCUGUUUAACAAAAUCCAAAACAACUAUCUACCCCUAAAUGCUCAAUGUUCAUUCGUGUAUUCCCCCAUUCGAUGUCAAAAGUGUGAUACAUCAGAUUUUCUUUGCCGGAACCGUCACUGUCUCUGAACUAUUCAAGCCACCUCUCUCCCCCUAAUCCUCUCUCUUUUAUUUAAAUCUAUCAUUAUCCUAAAUAAAAAAGUUCGAGCCUUUGCUACACUACCCUCUUCAGAAAUUGUUAGGUAGCCAAGAGUUCCAGGAGUAGUCAACAAGAUAUGUAUAUUGUAAAUUCGAUUUUCCAAACGAACCGAUUGUGUAAUAUUACCUAGAGAAAUUCAAGCAAAAUGUAUUAUUCUGUUCGAAUAUUUAUUAGUAAAAUGUAAAAAGAAGAC
Molecule: messenger RNA, 1928 nt
Organism: Drosophila guanche
Lineage: Eukaryota; Metazoa; Arthropoda; Insecta; Diptera; Drosophilidae
Gene: Idh3g
Product: isocitrate dehydrogenase [NAD] subunit gamma, mitochondrial
Exons: 7
Coding region: 104-1312 (402 amino acids)
Biological process (GO): isocitrate metabolic process; tricarboxylic acid cycle
Cellular component (GO): mitochondrion
Source: RefSeq, a predicted model, not a curated record